Messenger RNA from Meloidogyne enterolobii, 559 nucleotides. Lineage: Eukaryota; Metazoa; Nematoda; Chromadorea; Rhabditida; Meloidogynidae. The record is from the annotation of a GenBank genome assembly.
UGUUUCGAACUAUUCUUCCUUAUUUUAGUCGACUUAAAAAUUUGUCAUCUAAUAAAAUUUUUUCUAUUCGAACAAUUGUCCAUACAGAUCAGCCAUUUCCGGUUUGUUUUUUUUUAUUUUUAAUUUUGUUAAAAUUUAGACUGAAAUGUUUGAAAAUCCUCUUGUCAGAGAUCAUCAAAGGAAAAGAGAUGAAGUGCCAAAGGAUUUUCAUAAACAGGGAACUGGUCUUUGUGGUCUCUACGUAAAUACCCAUCCUCACAAAGAUCUUUCGGAGAUUUAUGUUCGAAUUUUGCGUGUUCUUGAUUUGAUGCCUAAAGAUUAUCCUUAUAGACAAACUACAGAACAAAUUGUUAAAGAACGAUUUGCACAUGUCAAUUCGACUGACGAUAUUCAAAUUUUGGAGGAAAAAAUUGGAAUGGGCCAAAUUGAGGAAGUUAUUGAACAGGCUUUAAAUGAAUUGGAAGCAGCUCGUACUCUUGUUCAUUACAAAGCAUGGGAACCACUUGUUGAAGCACCAGAUGAAUACCAAUGGCGUUGGCCAAUUGCACCGGGACCGUGA